AUGAGCAGCCGACCCUUUAACGCGUCUUGGCAACCGCCAUCUCGCGACAUCAUCAUCGUUGACAACGGCGGAAAGGGGCAUCAUGUCGCUGUACAGCGACGCCCUGUCGAAGGCGCCGUGGGCUUCGAAAACAUCUGGAGGAAGACCGUACCUCUUUAUCUCGAGACUGUGUACUUCGAGGCUCUGACGACGACUGGUCUCACUUCUCGUCACGGAGAGGUGGUCACACGCCUGAACGACUUCGAUGCGCCGCAGCCGGGCACACUGACACUGGAGGAGGAGCAGAAGCAGAUCGACGAAACGUUGGCAAGCUUGGAAGAUUUGUUUGAUGGAGGCAACUCUCUAGCAGGAGCAAAACUGUCGGCCGAACGUGACGACUACUACGAUUUGGUCAUAGUUCUAAGGUCACCAAAGCUCAACUGGCAGUUCAAUCUGACUGAACUGCGCGGACGAGUGCCGUUGACCUUCCUCACAAAACAGUUGCUGGCUCCGUUCGCGGUUCUGAUAGGAGAAGACCGUGGCGUCCAGGGAGAGCCGGUUGAAGCCGUCAGCACCAUUGUUUCUGACCCGGGUGUGGUCCGUGCGUGGCGCCGCAUCAUCGGUGCUCCUGUUUCCACCAGUCAGCCAUCGCGAGCGGCCACGCAGAGCAGGCAGACAAGCGCUGCGCCCGGCAGCCCAUUCAAGCAGCCGGCAACGCCGACGCCGAGGCGGGCCUCGCCUACUCGAAACGCAUCACCAGAUGCGACGCCGCGACCAGUCACGCCGGUGCGUCCUGGGGCGGGCCACCACGCCAACCAGCCUCCGAUGUCGCCUACUCCGUACAAGAAGGCGUUUGUUCCCACCAUGGUGUCUUCCUCGUCUAGGCAAGGCAGCCCAAGCGAGCCCGCUACGAACGGUAGACGCAUGCGGGAGUCUGUAAUGACCGACGUCACUAUCCCGCCCAGCAGUCCGCCAGCGAUCGUCCCUAGCAGUGACUCCGCUGUGCCCUCGAGCGACAUUGCGUCGAGUGACUUGCCGUCCUCACAGAUGCCCAUGUCGACGCAGGACCCGUUAAUGCCAUCGCAGGCGGACAAGCCCAGGCGCAAGAGGAAGAAGGAUAAGGCGGCCGAGCUGGCGGAAGAGGAGGCGGAGGCGGACCGUCGUCGCGCCGAGAUGAAGAGGAAGAUGCAGGCUGGAGCGAAGAAAGGUGGCGGCCUCGGCCGCAGGCGAUUCUAA
Messenger RNA from Trichosporon asahii var. asahii CBS 2479, 1215 nucleotides. RefSeq lists its product as uncharacterized. Bases 1 to 1215 code for a protein of 404 amino acids. NCBI's taxonomy places the organism in Eukaryota, Fungi, Basidiomycota, Tremellomycetes, Trichosporonales, Trichosporonaceae. The transcript is spliced from 5 exons. The record is from RefSeq and is a predicted model, not a curated record.